CGUCGAACGGGGCCCGGCCGCGACUCGAUUAUAAGCCUUCGGCCCUCUUGAAAAUUACAGGAACGCGAACGGCAACUGGUGGCGACACGGGGGAAGACCGAACGCGGCGGUUCGUCGGCUUUCGAGGUUCAUCCGAGUUUCGAAAGAGUGUCCACCCGGUCGUGGUGUCCGCAUCCAUCGCGUGGAAACGCGCAUCUUCCUCCUCGUUCGCGGGUCCCCGUCAAUCUGGUUUUAGGCGUACUCCGUAGCGGCGGGUCUGGUGAUCGACGGUGAACGCGAUUCCACGGGCGACUCGUAGAUCACGCGCUAGCCGGCGUUGAAAUCACCUGAACGGACAACAGGCCGAUUCCGUUGGACGGCUGUGUAACGGAAUCUGUUGGAUAUUUCUUCAGCGAGUGGAAAAGAGGAACCAUCGGGUCACCAUCGGGGGACCUUCCGCCGGAGAACGAAUUUACCGUGACCCGUUCGAAAGGGAACCAGGGUCGGUACACCUUGCCCAGGGGAAGAGAAAUGGUGCGAAAGAGAUCCAGCCAGUGACGUAACCGCGCGGGCAUGAUAAUAGAUACGGACGUUAGCCGGCUGCGUUCACGAUCAGAUAAGAGGAUCGAAAUUCUGCUCGGCGUAUUCGGGGACCCGUGUCGGAAGCGGCGCUCGAUAAAACGGCUAGUUGGCGGACGGCUCUGCGUGUGAAAUCCCAGUGGCAACGAUGAAAAUGGAGGCGGAUCACAGGUUGGAGCAGCUGAAGAAGGCAACGGACAGAAUACAGAAGGAGAUCGAAGAGGUCACGGAGAGGGAGCACGAGCUACGAAACGUGGGCAGCAUUAAGACCACGUCCCACGAGACGGUAGAUUCCAAGGUACGGCGAAUGCCUCAAGCUCUGGCUUCCGGUAAGCUGAAGAGGACGACAUCGAACCCGCAAAUCCUGGAGGCAGUCAACUUGACGCAAUCGACGCCAUCCUUCACGCCAAAGAUGACAAACGGAGUGAUAUCCAGUCGUACCACGCCGACACCACUGCGGUUUGCCACUGCACCCAGCCAAAAAGGGUUGAUGCACAGGUUUCUCGCCACCCGAGGGAAGAUUUACAAAUCGAAAACAUCUGUGAACGACUCGUUGACAACGCCUGCAACACCAACGAUCGCGCUGAAUCCGAUGAGCAUCAAAGCGUUCAACAGAAGCUUGAGUAUUCAACUGGAACCGGAUGACGAACCCAAGAAACCUCCUGUUAGAAAAGGAUACGUUCCAGUGGAAGAGAAAAUUCAAAAGGAAUUGCAUGAAAUGAAAGAACGGGAGAACGAACUCAGAUUAAUGCGAUCGCAAAUGCUGGCGAAAUCUCAGCCGAAUCUGUUAGACAUCGGAAAUGACAAUGAUUCUGACAUUUACGAUGGUUCGAGUUCGUUGAGAAGCGGUGCCUCAUCGACCACUUUGAACGAAGACGACGUAGAAAAGGAAAGCAAAGGAAAACACAAGCCAAAUCCACGACGUCGGAGCACCCUUAUAGCGCAAUGGGAGAAUCUGAUAGCUGCGAAACGGCAAACUAAUGAUAAUGGUAAUGAAAAUGAUUUAAACUUCUAAAUAAUUUCCACGUAUAGUGGAAAAAUGUGACUCCAUCCUCGCUUCUAUUCUGUUCCAUGGUUCAAGUUAUUUUUGGAAUAGCUGAGACAAAUGGAAAAAACAUUGAAAAAUGUG
Molecule: messenger RNA, 1687 nt
Organism: Megalopta genalis
Lineage: Eukaryota; Metazoa; Arthropoda; Insecta; Hymenoptera; Halictidae
Gene: mdu
Product: mitotic spindle positioning protein meduse
Source: RefSeq, a predicted model, not a curated record